Messenger RNA from Amphibalanus amphitrite, 399 nucleotides. Its product is annotated as cuticle collagen 3A3-like. The transcript is spliced from 3 exons. NCBI's taxonomy places the organism in Eukaryota, Metazoa, Arthropoda, Thecostraca, Balanomorpha, Balanidae. The record is from RefSeq and is a predicted model, not a curated record. The annotation marks the transcript as partial.
CCUGGUCUCCCUGAAGCCCCAGUAGUUCUUGUUGUUCCUGGGCUAUCUGGAGUCCCACCAGUUCCGGCUGUUCCUGGCCUUCCUGGUCGGCCUGGCGUCCCACCUGUUCCAGGUGUUCCUGGCCUUCCUGGAGUCCCACUUGUUCCUUGUGUUUCUGGUCUUCCUGAAAUCCCGCCAAUUCCUGGUGUUCCUGGUAGUCCCGGUCGGCCUAGAGUCCCGCUUGUUCCUGAUGUUCCUGGCCUUCCUGAAAUCCGGCCAGUUCCUGGACGGCCUAGAUUCCCGCUUGUUCCUGGUGUUCCAGGAGUCCCGCCAGUUCCUGCUGUUCCUGAGUCCCACUUGUUCCUUGUGUUCCUGGUCUUCCUGAAAUCGUACCAGCUCCAGUUGUUCCUGGUCGCCUAG